Loxodonta africana (African savanna elephant) is the source of this 5786-nucleotide messenger RNA. RefSeq names its product annexin A11 (gene ANXA11). Gene Ontology annotation, cellular component: cytoplasm. The transcript is spliced from 15 exons. Bases 235 to 1755 code for a protein of 506 amino acids. Gene Ontology annotation, molecular function: calcium ion binding; calcium-dependent phospholipid binding. Gene Ontology annotation, biological process: cytokinetic process; phagocytosis. Lineage: Eukaryota; Metazoa; Chordata; Mammalia; Proboscidea; Elephantidae. The record is from RefSeq and is a predicted model, not a curated record.
GAGCGUCCAGAGCGCCCCGAGAGCCCCGAGCGCCCAGAGCGCCCCGAGACCCCCGAGCGCCCAGAGCGCCCCGAGACCCCCGAGCGCCCAGAGCGCCCCGGGAGCGGGACUACAGGCCAGCCGCAGGCAGACCCGAGACGCUGCUCCGGGGACACCCGCGGAUAGAGCCCCUCCGAACGCGUCCCUGUUCGCCCCUUGCGGCCCCAGUCCUGCGGCCCGUGGCCAGAUCCAGCCAUGAGCUACCCAGGCUAUCCCCCACCCGCCGGGGGCUACCCCCCAGCUGCACCAGGUGGCGGUGCCUGGGGGGGCGCUGGCUACCCUAUGCCCAACGUGCCCCCUAUCGGGCUGGAUAACGUGGCCAGCUAUGCGGGGCAGUUCAACCAGGACUACCUGUCAGGAAUGGCGGCCAACAUGUCGGGGACAUUUGGAGGAGCCAACAUGCCAAACCUGUACCCAGGGGCCCCUGGGGGCAGCUACCCUCCAGUCCCCCCUGGGGGCUUUGGGCAGCCUCCCUCUGCCCAGCAGCCUGUUCCUCCAUACGGAAUGUACCCACCCCCUGGAGGAAACCCGCCCUCUGGGAUGCCCUCAUACCCGCCAUACCCAGGGGCUCCUCCUGUGCCGGGCCAACCCAUGCCACCCCCUGGACAGCAGCCCCCAGGGCCUUACCCUGGCCAGCCACCAGUGGGCUACCCUGGGCAGCCACCAGUGCCUCCCUCUGGGCAACAGCAGCAGCCAGUGCCAAACUACCCAGCAUACCCAGGGUCCGGGACUGUCACCCCUGCUGUGCCCCCAGCCCAGUUCGGGAACCGAGGCACCAUCGCAGAUGCUCCAGGCUUUGACCCCCUACGAGAUGCCGAGGUCCUGCGGAAGGCCAUGAAAGGCUUUGGGACUGACGAGCAGGCCAUCAUCGACUGCCUGGGGAGUCGCUCCAACAAGCAGCGCCAGCAGAUCCUCCUGUCCUUCAAGACUGCGUAUGGGAAGGAUUUGAUCAAAGAUCUGAAAUCUGAGCUAUCAGGAAACUUUGAGAAGACAAUCUUGGCUAUGAUGAAGCCCCCGGUCCUCUUUGACGUGUAUGAGAUAAAGGAGGCCAUCAAGGGGGCUGGCACCGAUGAAGCCUGCCUGAUUGAGAUCCUGGCGUCCCGCAGCAAUGAGCACAUCCGGGAGCUGAGCAGAGCCUACAAAGCAGAAUUCAAGAAGACGCUGGAGGAGGCCAUUCGGAGCGACACGUCGGGGCACUUCCAGCGGCUCCUCAUCUCCCUCUCUCAGGGAAAUCGGGAUGAGAGCACCAAUGUGGACAUGUCACUCGUCCAGAGAGAUGUCCAGGAGCUGUAUGCAGCUGGGGAGAACCGCCUGGGAACAGAUGAGUCCAAGUUCAACGCAGUUCUGUGCUCUCGGAGCCGGAUCCAUCUAGUGGCAGUUUUUAACGAGUACCAGCGAAUGACAGGCCGGGACUUUGAGAAGAGCAUCUGCCGGGAGAUGUCCGGGGACCUGGAGCAGGGCAUGCUGGCUGUGGUGAAAUGUCUCAAGAAUACCCCAGCCUUUUUUGCUGAAAGGCUCAACAAGGCCAUGAGGGGAGCAGGGACCAAGGACCGGACCCUGAUCCGCAUCAUGGUGUCUCGCAGCGAGAUUGACCUUCUGGACAUCAGAGCGGAAUACAAGAGGAUGUACGGCAAGUCGUUGUACAACGACAUCUCGGGAGACACUUCGGGGGAUUACCGGAAGAUUCUGCUGAAGAUCUGUGGUGGUAAUGACUGAGCAGUGCCCGGCGGUCACUUCUGCCUGCCUGCCAGCAACAGCAAUGCCAGGAAAAGGCCAAAAGAACGUCUGUUUCUAACACCACCCAGAAAGUAGCCUGAGGGUCUCAGCGUGGACCACCCAGAGAGCCUCAGCCCCUGUCCUACACCCACCCCUCCUGACCCACAUACUGUGCUGAAGGACCUGGGUCGGUUUAAACCUCUCUCAGGAAGGAUCCCCCCCUCCCCAUGGCCUCCUGCUAAAGUAGAUGUUUUAUUUCCUGUCUCAUGUGAUCCUUUCCUUUUGCUUGUGUCUAAGACUCUUGGCUUCAUUUCAGUCAUGUAGUUUUAUUUUUUAUCUGGAGGCAUAUUUUUCUAUGGUCGUCGCCAGACAAAUGCAUGCAAGUCUGUCGACUGUGUACACAUUUCUGGUGGGGGAGCACUGUGUCUUCACUGGGGCGUAAAAAGAGGACCUUUAAGGGUAAAUCUUUGCAUCUGGUGAGUAUGUGUCAUGAGUUUUGUUAUUGCCAAACGCACUCCUUUUUAGAGGAAAAAAAAGACCAGGGCGUCAUUUGUUCCAUCUUUCAUGUAAAACCACGAGGAGAAAGCCAGUUCCCUGGCAGUGACAGGGCUCCUUGUAUUUUGGGAUGUGCCUUUAACCUGAAUGUCUAUAACCAAAAGCUGUUUGCAAAUUAAAGCCAGCCAGUUCUGGAAUGUUCUAGAAUUUUUUCCUGGUGCCAGCUUGUUUUCUUCUGCUUCAUUAUCCCACCCUGCUGCUCAGCAGUUCCAGCAUAUUAACCAAUAAAAAUUCCUGUAACUUUAAGUAGAAAUUUGUGCUCAGGAACCCCUGAGCAGAAGCUCAUUUACAGGAACUUGGGUUGUAAAGACAAGAGGAGGGAGGUUCCUGAAAUCUAUAGUGGGUGCACAGACGCUGAAAAGCCACAAGGAUCUUGGUCCGGUGUGGGUGCAGUGAAGUCCCCUGAGGGUGAGGUAGGAACAGUGUGGUCCUUCCUCGGCUCCUGAGGAAGGGUGUGGGUAGGCGUGGUAGUACAUCUCAGCUUAGCUGGUGGUUAAGCCUUAUGGCCGGGGCGGGGGGGAGGUGGGGGGGGCAGAGGAGAGGGUGGGAACAGCCCAAAGAAGCAUAAGACCGGUGUCUUCCCUCUGGGAGCCUCUGGCCUGAAAUGUGUCUCCCCUGCUGUGGUCUGUAGCAGGCCCUUUGUUGUGUGUUGAUGGUGUGUGGUUGUGGUGUUUAGAGAAGGGGACUCCAGAAGAGGCAGUUUCUAGAAACCACUGUGUCAUGUCCAGAAGCCAGAGCUUGUCUUACUGGUCGGAUCCCUUUCUGGUCUGUCCAUCGCCUACUGUGUUGAAAAGUUUAGAUAAAGGGGAGAGUCCAGAGAGACUAGGGUGGAAGAUCAAGCCUGCUGGGACCUGCCAAGGGCCCCUGAGAGUGUUUUGUCCGCAGAGUAGACAUCUGCUUGGGGUACCGCUCGACUGUCACUGCCCUAGGCGUAGUGAGAAGAGUAACACAAGGGGCAUGCAGCAGCCACGAGCUAGGCGCUAACCUGGUCUACCUAGACCUGCCUUCCUGAGCCAGGGGAGACUGGCAUGGGUACUGGGAUCACUGAGCCCCAUCCUCCCUCCUUCAGCCCUGCCUCAGUUUCCGUGUCUGGAGCCUCUCGAGCUAGUCCACUUCCACCCAAGACCUGGCCUGCCUGGCUUAGGCCCCAUUCCUGGGAAACCCCUCCCAUAGGGCUGGCCCAUUGCUCGUAGUUGCCAGGGGGGACCCGCCCAGUGGACUGAGCUGCUUGGCGCUGUACAGCUUGCCAUGAACUCGGGCAGACCCUGGGGGCCUGAGCUGUGCCAGGGCCUAGAUCCAACCUGCUCUGAUGUGACUGAAGGUUCCGUGCCGUGACUUUGCCCAGUUGUCUACACGAGAGGUCUCAACCUGGUGUCCAGUAGGCAGUAUCUAGCCUGCAGAUGCAUUUACUUUGUUCCCCCCCAAUUUUUUUUUUUUUUAUUGUGCUUUAAGUGAAAGUUUUCCGUUCAAGUUAGUUUCUCGUACAAAAGUUUACGCACGCCUUGUCAUGUGACGGUAGCUGCUUUGCCUGUAAUGUAACAGCGCACUUCUCUUUUCCAGCCCGGACUUCCUGUGUGUCUGUGUGACCAGCUAAUGUCCCCUUCUGCCUUCUCAUUUCACCUCUGGACGGGAGCUGCCCCUUUAGUCUCAUGUAUCUCAAAAUGUCUCUUUAGAAUGUUGACUUUGUUGCCAACAUUUUAACAUUGGGAGAGUUCAUAUUUUAAAAAUUCAGGAAUCUUGGCUUCUCUUGAAAAAUCAGACAUUGAGCAACACUAGGCUUGCAUUCCUGUAUGGCAGGAGCUGCUGGAGCCACGUCGUAGCUGCCCUUUUAGACAAAGUGUGUACUUGCCGUUUUGCCACAGGCCUCACCACUCCCUACUGUAUCACACCAAACCCAUGUUACCUGUUUGUCCCCUGCAGGACUUUGAGUUUGAAGCUUCUGGUCUACACUCUUGGUGACCACCCCUGGGUUUUCCAGUGUUGGUUCUCCCUGGCUUCCUGGCUGCCCUCCUGGCCAUGACCAUGAGCGCCAACUGAUGAUAACUAUGGACUGGAGGACUGAGUGAGCUCAUUGAGAUGACCCCAGGAACAACAACAAGAAAAAAAUUACUGCCCUCCAAGACCAGCGGGAGGUUGGGGUCAAUACUGCUGAUUUUAUGCCUAGGACAAAAAACAAAAAAACAAGGAGACACAUGACCAUACAGGUCAUCUUCCUGGGAGAGAACCACACUUUUUUUCCCUACUUCCUGGAGGUGUUAGUCAAGGCCAAUCUAUGCUACAUGUCUAAUCUCACUUCCAAAAUAGCAACUAGAGGAUAAGACAUCAAAUGAGUUCAUCCCUGAGUAAAUUUUCAGCAGCUGUGGGGGUGCUGGAAGGAACAUGUAUUAGGGGCAGGACAGGGACCAGAGUGAGGCACUUGGGUCCAAAACGUAAGGAAGGAGUCUUGGAGGGCUCGCUUGGUGGAGAGUAAAGAGGCCUGAAGCAGUGGUUCUCAGCCCUAGUGUGCAUCGGCAUCACCUGGGGGUCUCGUCAAAGUGCGGUUCCCUGGGGCCCAUCCUCACAGUUCUGAUCAAGCACGGGGCCUGGCAGACUGCAUCUGUAACCAGGUCGCCUCGCGGUUCUGAUGCUGAUCUAAACACUCCUGCACUGAGGCAGAGAGCUCCCUGAGACGAGAGGUGUUCACACAGGCAGCAGGUAAGCAGAUGGCAGGGCGUGUUUGUUCGGAGUUCAGUCAGGUGAUGGGAGAUGGAACAAGGCUACUCCCAGCCUUGGGAUGUGGGAUCUGAAAGAUGAACCUUUGCCGGUGCCCGUGGUUAAAGCAGCGACUGAAUGGCCAUACUGUGUCCAUCCUUUGUUGGCCUUGCCGGCCUAGGCCUUGGCCCUUCAUCUCUGCUGUCAGCCCUUUCCUGCCCCAGCUGGUACGGACCCAGAGUCAGACCUGGAAAUGGAAACCAAGCUAAUUAUGUUUCCCCCAGGCAGAUGACAGCUAAAAUGUUCACCUUACCAAACCCAGAAGCUCUCUGCCUGUGUUCCUCUAAAGAGCAGAGAUAUCAUCACUCAGGUCCCUACCUGCCCCCAAACAGGAUCUCCUCUUAGCAAAGAAGUCAGUCAAGCCCCCAGCUCUUCCAGGGGCUCUUACCAUUAGCCCCUGCUCCUUGGAAAGCUGCCUCUUGGCUUAAUACUGGGAUCCACCCUGAGCCUGGUUCCUUUCCAACGGUAAAAGCUGAUGUAGUCUCAAAGCAGAAAGAGCACACAACUCAGCCACUGACCCUGGGUAAGUCACUUCCCCUUUGGGGCCUCCACUGUCCCUUUGUAAAAUGAGGGAUAAACUAGAUCAGAGCUUCUUAAACUUUAAUGUGGUCAGCACAAAAGCUGUGAAAAAGCUGCAAAAAUUGUGAGAAUCAACUUUAUCGUAACUCUGGAAACUAAUCAAGUUUACAACAGCCAUGCUAGCUAGUGCUUAGUGAAGAGAAAAA